AGCUGCUACAUCCGGGCUGCGGCGGCGGCACCUGCCGCGGCGGGGGCCUCGGUGACAUUGGGGCUCCCUGGUUGAAGGGGGAGGCAGCGCUGCGGAGCCUGCAGAGCGCGAGAUCUUCUCCCGCACGCGCCGAACCGCCGCUACCCCGGCACCACCGCCAUGGUGCUACGCGUUAUCCUCACCCACGCGAAGAAGCAUCCGGCCUUGAUCCCUCUGUUUGUGAUCAUUGGAUCUGGCGGUGUAGGUGCAAGCCUGUAUCUCAUGCGCUUGGCGAUGUUCAACCCUGACGUCAGCUGGGACAAGAAAAAUAACCCAGAACCUUGGAACAAAAUGUCUCCCAAUGACCAGUACAAGUUGUACUCGGUUAAUAUGGACUACAGUAGACUCAAAAAGGACCGUCCUGACUUCUAAAAACACCCUCAUGUCCAUAAGCUGCACAGAAAGGUCUUCCGGAAGCCACCCGCACAAGUGUCAUGCUUAAUCAUCCAGGAAACAAUGAAAUUUGCCUCACACAGCACUAGAUUAUGUGUUUAAAACUGUUUUGAUGAGGCAUAAUAAAUGUUUAAAACUUGGAA
Molecule: messenger RNA, 575 nt
Organism: Cyanistes caeruleus (blue tit)
Lineage: Eukaryota; Metazoa; Chordata; Aves; Passeriformes; Paridae
Gene: COXFA4
Product: cytochrome c oxidase associated subunit FA4
Cellular component (GO): respiratory chain complex IV
Source: RefSeq, a predicted model, not a curated record